CAAUCGUGGUUGUGUUUGGUGCAAUUCAUUUGAGCCUCUGAAUAUGGAAAUGGUUAUAAAAUACCAGAAGUUUGUCGAUUUUUGCUAUCAUCUUUUCAAACAUGUAUCCCCUCUUUGGCCCCUUCUCCACUGGAGGGGGGAUCUUCUGCGCUUUGAGGUGCAAUCUGAUUGACUUUUGUGCUUUUGUCUGAUCUGUUGCAAUUUGGAAGGAGCGAUAUAAGCUCUUUCUAUUUUCGGUUGUUAUGAAGCAUUUGCGAGCCCUUUUUGAUUGCUUGAUGUUUGCGAGUUCGUUUUCUUUCUGUUGCAAAAUCAGUAUGAGGACGCAUAUACUGGUUUUAUCAAAGGGUCGACAUCGGUGUUGUCUCCCAGGAAAAGCUCCUUUGGAUUGGAUGUCAUUGGCGAAGUACUACCCUAUAUCAUGCGGUCAGCUUUCUACGAGCAUCUCGAAAACGAUCCAAGGGGCUUCAUGCCCGCUGCUGAGGAUGCGUUUUUCGACCAUGGGCCAUCUUUUCCGCCAUCGCCUCCCAUUUCAGUCGUUGACCGGCUCCCCAGAAAGUUGAAAGACGUGGUUGAUGAGCUGGAAACAACGGGUCGGGGUCUUGAUGGCUCAAGCGAACUGUGGGAAAUGGCUUCACCAGGCAACUGUAGAAGCGCGCCGGAGAAUAUGCAGUUCCUUCGGUUCCGAGCCUUAUCCGUGCAGGCAAACGACCAAAAACUCUUGGAACCUUUCUUUGCAAAAUCGUACCUGAGGCCUGCCACAUUUCACGAGGAACUCUCCAAGGAGAAUAGGCUCCACGUACCAGCCUCGCCCAAGCAAUUUCUUGUACCCCUCAGCAGGAGUUUCUCAGUAGGCUCCCCGGGCUUACGACCAACAAGACUCUCUGUCCCUACUCCCCCAAAACGCUCUUCGUCUCUCACGUUUUCCAAGCUCGCUCGUCGUCCGUCUACGUCUCGAUCGCUUUCAAUUAGCAGCAUCAAGGAUCUGAAAGACAUCUUGUCACAAAACGAGGAGCCCCUUUUUCUUGACAUUCACAAGAGAAACGAUAUCCAGCUUAUUUUCCCUCCCUCAUUUUUGAGUCCCGGUGCAUCUCCUCAGCGUAAGCCGAGCUCGAAAUCAUUCGACAGUCUCGUUCGCUCAAACUCGACCACACCAACUUCGAGAAAGUCCACACCCUUAAUCUACAGAUCUAAGUCUGCUGCGAGUCUUUACAGCAAGGGAUACAAGCAAGCAGUUUUUGUUCCAAGAUUUAUUAUCGAUCAUUCAAAAAUGCCACAAUCUCACCAUCAGGAACGUUCGGGUGAAUCCGUUGGGUCGACUCGGGCACAAGCUGGAGAGUCUCGGGAUGAUUUGCAGUCGCUCGGCUCCACCUUUCGCGAUAUGAAUCAGACAUGCAUCCAGCGGAACCCCAGUCGUAGGGAGCGGCUUUCCGCGCUCUUGAGAAAAGUAUCCACGCGUGUUCAGCUUCCCAGGCACUCUGCCGUCUUUCGCAAGGAGAGAUCAUCAAAUAUUUUUGCACUGGCCGAGGAUCCCGAAGCUCUUGGGGCGUCCGUGGUUGCCAUUGCCCCUAUCUUUGGAACGGAUGCACCGGAUCUCUCUCUAGAAUUCCCGUCGAGUGAAGCCAACGAGCAAGUUAUGAGCCCUCACAAUUCCCGUUUGGAGGAAGAAUUCGAACCUCUUUCUCGCAUGCAUUCGAUGGACAGCAUGGCAGCAAAGAUGGGGCACACGGUUUCGACAAUCGCGAAACGGCUCAGCACUAUCUUCCUCCGUGGGGUCAAUAAAAUCCUAAAUUCUUCUGACGAGGAAUUUCCGGAGGAUCGGAGCGAUGACCUUUCCUAGUGUUGGAUGGAGAGAGCCAUGGAGUUCGCCUCCGACUUCCUUAAAACAUAGCCUCCGCUGAGUCUCGGCAGUCUAUGCAAUGAAGGCAUCGAGCUUUUCAUACCUCAGUCUUACUCAGCCCUAACCGUGCUCUCUGGAAGAGCAGGACAUAGUGUGGUAAUUAUUGUGUGCAAAACAGUUGAUGGGCAGGAUAAUCGAGUUUUGCUUUACUGUACUACUAGCAAUUUACUGCCCCUUCUUUUCUCAAUAUCAAUUGGCGAACGGUUGCUGUAAUCUCCGGCUCAAACCUCAG
Xylona heveae TC161 is the source of this 2129-nucleotide messenger RNA. RefSeq lists its product as hypothetical. NCBI's taxonomy places the organism in Eukaryota, Fungi, Ascomycota, Xylonomycetes, Xylonales, Xylonaceae. The transcript has 2 exons. Bases 419 to 1837 code for a protein of 472 amino acids. The record is from RefSeq and is a predicted model, not a curated record.